Manduca sexta (tobacco hornworm) is the source of this 3078-nucleotide messenger RNA. RefSeq names its product zinc finger protein ZIC 4 (gene opa). Gene Ontology annotation, biological process: regulation of transcription by RNA polymerase II; central nervous system development. NCBI's taxonomy places the organism in Eukaryota, Metazoa, Arthropoda, Insecta, Lepidoptera, Sphingidae. Bases 505 to 1839 code for a protein of 444 amino acids. The record is from RefSeq and is a predicted model, not a curated record. The transcript is spliced from 3 exons. Gene Ontology annotation, molecular function: DNA-binding transcription factor activity, RNA polymerase II-specific; RNA polymerase II cis-regulatory region sequence-specific DNA binding. Gene Ontology annotation, cellular component: nucleus.
GCGGCGACGGGGAGCCCGCAGUCAUGCUGAGAGUCUCAGCGGAGUCAGUGGACACACGUCGCGAACCUUUUCAACGAUACGAGAAAAAAUAUACGCGUGACAUUCUGUCCAAAAAACCUAUGUUGCCGGCGACAUGCGCCCGUGGUACGCAACGUCGCCGUGACGUCGCCAUCGGAUUGUUAUAACGAAGCGCCAAUAUCUGUGAUAUCUGUAGUUACAUGAGGAUACUGAAAUUUAUUUUUUACAAAAAUUUAUUGUUGAGUGAAGUGUAUUGAAAUUUUCCUGUGCUACGUAGUGUUACGUCUAGUAUACCGGCGCAUCUAACACUGGAUUUACUCUCAUUACCUAUCAAGCCUUCAAACUAUCAAAUUCAAGAAGAAGUGAUGUCGUCCUAUUAGCUAUUGGAAAAGCGCAAGAGCUUGAAAAUUCUGAAUUCUAUAAGAGGAGCGUCGGUAACGACGCUAUCUAAAACUAAGUCACUUGCGGGACGCUCCCGCCGCGUGGAUGGUGGCGGGCGAAUGGGGCUAUGCGCCGGCGUCGGCCACCCCCGCCAUGAACGCCUUUCUUGAAACCAACCACGCGCACCUCGCCUCCUACGGGCUGAAGAUGUCGCCGCAGCCAGCGUGCGGCGUCGGCGCGCAGCAUCGUGCCGCGGCGCCGCACGCGCCGCCGCAUCACCCGCCGCACUACCAGCCGUACCCGCUACACUCAUACCAACCGGGAUACCUUCGUGACUACAGCGGCUGCGGCGAGCUGUUCCCUCAGCAACCGCUCGAGCAGAGCUGGGAGUGGCGCGGUGAUGUACACUACCAGAGUGGUGCACCGCCACUGGUGCCGCACGCGCACGCGCACGCGCCGCACGCCUUCCUGCGAUAUGUGCGCGCGCCUCCGCGCCGCGAUAUGCGCUGCCAGUGGCUCGACCCGGAGCAGCCGCCACCUCGAAAAUUGUGCAACAAAUUAUUCUCGAGCAUGCACGAAAUCGUAACACAUCUAACCGUGGAACACGUCGGUGGGCCGGAAUGCACGACGCACGCUUGCUUCUGGCAGGGAUGCUCGCGAAACGGUAGACCCUUCAAGGCGAAGUACAAGCUAGUGAACCACAUACGAGUCCAUACGGGAGAGAAGCCUUUCCCCUGCCCCUUUCCCGGCUGCGGCAAGGUGUUUGCGAGAUCUGAAAACCUCAAGAUUCACAAGCGAACCCACACCGGCGAAAAACCCUUCAAAUGCGAGUACGCUGGCUGCGACCGACGGUUCGCGAACUCUUCGGACAGGAAGAAACACUCGCACGUGCACACGUCGGACAAACCGUACAACUGCCGCGUGCACGGCUGCGACAAGUCCUACACGCAUCCCUCCUCGCUCCGGAAGCACAUGAAGGUGCACGGCGCCGCGGGCGACGCCUCGCCGCGGUACGACAGCGACGGCGACGACUCUUCCUCCGCCGGCAGCGUCAGCGUCACCGCCGGCGCCGCCAGCCCCGCCGCGCCCCUGCCGCCACCACCAGCACCUGCCCCCGCACCGCCCUUGCACCACCCACACCACCACCCCUCCAUAACGGACAAGUUGGAAAGCCUCAACGACAAAUAUCUAAACCCCCACGACCAGAAGCCGUACGAACGGCCGCCACCCGCGCCCCACCAUAACCAACCUCCACAUCUAACAAAUAUUGGCGGUAAUGGAGUGAUGGACAAUAAGUUAAGCUUCGGCGGACAUUGGACGCAGUUCCAACAACCGGCUCCGACGGUACCGCACGGCGUACCCGAGUGGUGGUGUCCUACACAAGAAUCCUACCACCAUCAUCAUUUGAUGCACCACUCGGGGGCCGCCACUGCCUAUUGACCGCACCGCGCCUAGGGGACUCUUCAUUCGACGAUAUUAUGAGUCGUCAGAGUUUCGACUUACAGCUUGCUUGUCACACAGCCUUUUCAACAUAAGGAAGACGUGCAAAACUGACGUGGAAUGAAAAGUUCGCUACGCGCUAACGUGUCAUUAUUUCCUGAAGUGUGUUACGCUUAUUAAUAAAUAAUUAUAGUCCAUAGUCAUUCCGACCAUAUCUGUAAACUCACAAACCAAAUUACAGCCGUCCGAAAGUUAUUAAUAUUGGGUCCUACUGUUAAGUAAAGAGUUAUUUGUGAAAGUUUUGACAAUUUAACUGUCAACAAUAGGGUCCCUUGUCCAACAAGCCUAUUGUUUUAAAUUUUAAAAAAACUUACCGCUGAUUGUGUGCAUUACAGAAUUCUGUUCAUUCUGUAGCUGUGUAAACAAUAUGUGUAUAGAAGAUUGUCGUAUUUUGAAAGACAUUAUAAAUACGAAUUGUCCGAACAUUUGUGAUGUAUUGAACGCGGUUAAAUGGCGUAGAGUUUUGUCAACUGUAUUGAUGACAGUGAUUUAUUGCAGCCUUUUUUGUAAGUAAGCUAUACGUACAAACAAAUAGCACUGUUAAAGUUCUUUAAUAUUUCCCUACGCCUAAAUAUGUACACGUUCUGGUUAAUUGCACCAGCAAGAAAUCCAAAUUUUUUUUUUUUAGUUAUGUGUAUAAAGUUUGCCUGUUAAACGAUUUAGUGUAACAGAUUACGCUGUUACCGAAAUAAAUGUUAUUAUAGGCAUUCUUUAAGAGCAAAUUCCUUAACAUAAAAUUAUAAUGAGCAGCAUGGCCAAAGCACCGAAGUCUAAUAAACCAUACGAUUUAUAGGUUGUAAAAUUCAUGUAAAUUUUAGCAUUAAGCCACUUUUUUGUAAAGAUAUUUUUAAGAAAAUGCCCAGUGAUAGUAGAAAUAAGGAUUCGCCGUAUGAUAUAUUGUAAAUUAAAUUACUUGCACUAUUAAUUGUCAUUGCUAUAAUUGUACUGUCGACUCCUUACUGAUUGUAUUUAUAUACAUAUUUAUCUUAUAAAUAAUGCUAUUUUUUCACGGAUGCGACAAAAUUUUAGAUAAAAUAAAUAUGUACCUUCUAUAUUAACUGCCCACUUGAACGACUGAGAGAACGUAAAAGCAUGAUGUACUUUAAGUUAUUUUAAGAAAAAAUUGUUGUCUUUUCUACAGCCCUGUAAAUAGCGAAAAAUAUAAAUAUUUCGAUUUAA